AUGUGCUGCAUAUCAACAGUUCCUGAACAUCUCACAGUCCAUUUUUGUGGUCAUGUGUUUGCUGAGAAAUUAGCAGAGUACUCUGUGACUAUGAAUGUGAUUGUUGAGGGCCAUGGGGGGCUUGAAGCGAGGACACUGAUGGAAAUGGACCCCAACAUGGGCAAGGGAAAAGUGAUUUCAAAUUUCACAUUGCUUCAGUCAUCCACAAAAGGGUUCAAGGACAAGAGCAUCGCCAAUAAUAACAUGCCCUCCUGGCUCCUCACCAACAUUUCUGCUAUGGACUUGUGUAAACCCGAGUUGGAGGAGAGGAUGAAAGUGUUGACGAUGAGUACAACCGAAGAAGAAGAAAUUGGUGACACUUUUGCCGAAAGAGCGGAAUCCUACUACCAAAAGAGACCUCAGCUACUAUCCCUUCUGCAGGACUUGUACAAUGGCUACAUAACCUUAUCUGACCGGUACAUCCAAACACUGGCCAAACAAAAGCAUCAUAGUAGACACUCUUCCCAGGUCUCAACUACGGAUGAGGGCUUCUCUGAUCAGGAAGAAGCCAGUGGUGUGAGCCAUGUUGAUUCAGACAUUGAAAGCUCAAUCUCCUACCAACACCCUCCUCACAUGAUGAUACCUAUUGUUACCCCUAAGAGCUCCAUUCUUGAUGUUGAUACCGUUGUUGCCGAGCUUGUGAUUAGGAAUGUUGAGCACGACUUGUUGAUGCACGAGGUCGGUGUCAUGGAGAGGAGGUACUGUGAGUCCUCGAGGAAAAGUGAGCUACAAAAGAGCCUUCUUGAGGUGUUGGAGUCUGAAAGGAUUGUUCUGUUGAAUGAGAAUGCUAGCUUGAGUUAUCGAAUCAACACUUUGGUGGAAGAGAACAAAGAGCUGGCAUCUGAGUCAGUGUUCAUCAAGAGGAAGGCUGGUGAGCUGGCAAAGUGUGUGCUGAAGAUGAGGGAGGAUCAUAGAGUGUACAUGCUACACAGGAAAAUUGAAGAUCUUCAAGUACAGAUACAUGGCUUGGAGAAGAGGAACAAGGAGUACUAUGAGAAACUUCUGAGAAGAGAUGCUCAAGAUGGUAACAAAGGGAAGAGUGGGGAGGGGAUAGCUUUGGAGGUUUGUGUUCAGAUGGGUAAGUUUAGGAGGUUCAAGUGGAAAGAUGGUAACUCUUCUGGGAAGAGUUUUGAUGGGAAGAAGUCCCCAAGUUUGUGGAAAAAGCUGAAGAACAUGGAUUUGUUGUGUGGCACUAAUCCAACCUGUACUUGA
Sphenostylis stenocarpa is the source of this 1251-nucleotide messenger RNA. The record is from the annotation of a GenBank genome assembly. Lineage: Eukaryota; Viridiplantae; Streptophyta; Magnoliopsida; Fabales; Fabaceae.